UUCAUCUUUGAAGGGCAUUUNAAAACAAGGCCCAAGGUGUCUCUCGGAGGCGCCAGCAGGAAGGAAGAAAAGGCUUCUCUCCUGCAUCGUACUCAGGAAGAAAGGAGAAAACGGGAGGAAGAAAGGCGGAGGCUGAAAAAUGCAGUAAUAAUCCAGUCAUUUGUAAGGGGGUACAGGGACAGAAAACAUCAAUACUCUAUCCAAAGAAGUGAAUUUGAUCGCUGUGCUAAUUUGGCCCAAUCCGGAGGAACCUUUUCCACUUCUAAUGGAGCUAAUUUGACCCUUUUAGUUCGUCAGUUACUCUUUUUUUAUAGACAGAAUGAGGAUUCUAAGCGUUUGAUAUGGAUGUGUCAGAAUUUAAUUAAACAGAGUUCUCAGUUUGUUAAGCAACUGGAUGGUCCAGACAGACUUACUUGCUUAUUCCAAAUAAAAAGACUGUUGGGGCUGUGUUGCAGGCUAUUGCAAAAUUGCAAUGAUGACAGUCUGAAUGUUGCACUUCCUAUGAGAAUGCUUGAGGUAUUUUCUUCUGAGAAUACAUAUUUGCCUGUUCUACGAGAUGCUGGCUAUGUGGCAUCAUUAAUUGAACAAAUUUUGCACUACAUGAUUCAAAAAGGCUACUACAGGUCGCUUUAUUUGUUAAUUAACAAUAAGCUUCCAUCAAGUAUUGAGUAUUCUGAUGUUUCUCGAGUCCCUAUUGCAAAAAUACUUCUGGAGAAUGUUCUGAAACCGUUGCACUUUACAUAUAGCUCCUGCCCAGAAGGUGCAAGGCAGCAGAUUUUUACCGCCUUCACAGAGGAGUUUCUGGCAGCACCUUUUACAGAUCAAAUAUUCCAUUUCAUCAUUCCAGCGCUUGCUGAUGUGCAGACCAUUUUCCCUUAUGAACUCUUUCUGAAUGCACUAUUAUUAGCAGAAAAUGGAUGUUCAAUAAAAAGUGAUCAAGCCCCAUGGCUUUUUUAUUUUGUUCUAACUGUUGGAGAAACAUACUUGGGAUCCCUUUCAGAGGAAGGACUUCUUGUAUAUUUGAGGGUACUCCAAACUUUUCUUUCUCAGUUGCCCGUGUCUACUACUGGUACAAACUGUCAAGAUGCAACCAGUGAUUCUGAAGAUGAGGAUGAAGAGAUCAGUAAAAUGAUAACCACACCAGGUGAUGGAAGAAUAUCAAUUCAGUAUAUAACUGAGGAGUGUCUAAAGAAAUUGGAUACAAAACAGCAAACAAAUACUCUGCUGAACAUGGUCUGGAGAGAUUCAGCCAGAGAGGAGGUCUUUACCUUGAUGGCAUCGAUCUGCCACACGUUAAUGGUGCAACACCGAAUGAUGGUGCCAAAAGUCAGACUUCUUUAUAGUUUAGCCUUUAACGCCAGAUUCCUGCGGCAUCUUUGGUAUUUGAUAUCUUCAAUGACUACCCGAAUGAUCACAGGGUCUAUGGUGCCACUGCUUCAAGUGAUUUCAAGAGGCUCUCCAAUGUCUUUAGAAGACUCUAGUCGAAUUAUCCCUCUCUUUUACCUUUUUAGUUCUUUGUUUAGUCAUUCACUUAUUUCUAUUCACGAUAACGAAUUCUUUGGUGAUCCUAUAGAAGUUGUAGGUCAAAGACAAUCAUCAAUGAUGCCUUUUACGUUAGAAGAGCUAGUAAUAUUGUCACGCUGCCUUCGGGAUGCAUGUUUAGGAAUCAUCAAGUUGGCUUACCCAGAAACAAAGCCAGAAGUCCGUGAGGAAUAUAUUGCAGCUUUUAGAAGUGUUGGAGCAACAAAGAAUACAGAAAUGCAGCAGUGUAUCCAGACGGAACAAAAAAGAUGGAUUCAAUUAUUUAAGGUCAUCACAAAUUUAGUGAAAAUGUUGAAAUCUAGAGAUACAAGGAGAAACUUCUGCCCACCAAAUCACUGGCUGUCAGAACAGGAAAACAUAAAAGCAGAUAAGGUUACCCAGCUGUAUGUGCCAUCCGCUAGACAUGUCUGGAGAGUCAGAAGAAUGGGAAGAAUAGGACCUCUGCAGUCUACCUUGGAUGUGGGUUUGGAACCAGCACCUCUUUCUGUGUCUGAAGAACGGCAACUUGCAAUUCUGACAGAGCUACCUUUCGUAGUUCCUUUUGAAGAAAGAGUAAAGAUUUUUCAAAGAUUGAUCUAUGCCGAUAAACAGGAAGUUCAAGGAGAUGGUCCAUUUCUGGAUGGAAUUAAUGUCACUAUCAGAAGAAAUUAUAUUUAUGAGGAUGCUUAUGAUAAGCUUUCUCCAGAAAAUGAACCCGACCUAAAAAAGCGCAUUCGUGUUCACUUACUUAAUGCACAUGGCCUUGAUGAAGCUGGCAUCGAUGGUGGUGGAAUUUUCAGAGAGUUUCUGAAUGAACUGCUUAAAUCGGGAUUUAACCCUAACCAGGGCUUUUUUAAGACCACCAAUGAGGGACUUCUCUAUCCUAAUCCUGCUGCACAGAUGCUUGUUGGAGACUCCUACGCCCGCCAUUACUAUUUUCUUGGGAGAAUGCUUGGAAAGGUAAAAACACUGUUGUGUGAAAUAUACAGCUAUACAGAAUAG
Messenger RNA from Tinamus guttatus (white-throated tinamou), 2523 nucleotides. The record is from RefSeq and is a predicted model, not a curated record. NCBI's taxonomy places the organism in Eukaryota, Metazoa, Chordata, Aves, Tinamiformes, Tinamidae.